CAGUGAAACAUGGAGUAACUCAGCAUUUACGAGUAGCAUAUCACGUAGUGAACGAAGUGAAGGAACAUAUAUUUCAGAUAUCAUAACGCCUUUGCUCCGAUCAAGUCUAGGGGACCUACUUAAUGGUAGUCGAAGAAUGAAUGGGAAAGAAACCGAUAUUAUGGGGCUGUUGAAAUGGGAUAACAAAUUUUUAUGCAGUAAUUCAAAGAGAAUAGAUGACUAUGUGAAAUUAUGGAAAGAGACUUUGGAUGGAGUGAGCUUUCUGGAUGCGUCAUAUAGACCGGAUCUGAGUGGUAUACCAAGAUAUUUUCAUCUUGAUCAUGCUGAAAUUCCAUUAUCACCACACGCAUCAAAUACUAAAGCUCUCAUUAGCUUACUAUUGACCUUAAGAAAUAUUAUGGUCGUCAAUAAGAGUUUACUAAUACAGACAUUAGAACAAGCUAAUAUUCAUCCGCCAAAAAUGUACACCCGAGUCCUACUGUUCCAUCCCCACCUAGAGAUGAACAGAAACAAUCGAGAACUAAGAAG
Molecule: messenger RNA, 528 nt
Organism: Acaulospora morrowiae
Lineage: Eukaryota; Fungi; Glomeromycota; Glomeromycetes; Diversisporales; Acaulosporaceae
Source: the annotation of a GenBank genome assembly